GAGUCAGGUGCUCGCUGGCGGGAAGCGAGCGAAGGAGGGGACACCGAGCUCCGGCACAAGGGGAGAGCCCGGAACCACCGGCUCCUUCCAGCACUAACGAGGGGAUUUACUCUUUCAUGCGGCCACUGGGAUCUCUGGACUAGCCCAGCCACCACGUUGUGAUUUUUUGCUAUCUCUGCAACACGCUACCUUUUAAGGUCAAGAUGUUGUUAAGUAUAAAAAGUAUCUUAUGGAUGUACUCUACAUUAGUUAUAACAUAUAUGCUACCUAAAGUUAAAGCAGAAAAAAAAACCCUGGUCAAGGGAUCUCUCUCUGGAACUUCAGUCCUGCCAUGCUUCUUUUCAACCACACCCACCAUCUCCUCCAGCUACGCCGCCGAGUACCUCCGGAUCAAAUGGUCCAAGGUGGAACUGGACAAAAGCGGGAAGGACGCCAAGGAAACCACGGUCCUGGUGGCCCAAAACGGCAACAUCAAGAUAGGCCAGAGCUACAAGGACAGGGUGUCUGUCCCCAGCCAUUCUGAGGAGAGCGGGGAUGCCUCGCUGACCUUCUCCAAGCUGCGCGCCAGCGACGCCGGGGUCUAUCGCUGCGACGUCAUGUACGGAGUGGAGGACACGCAGGGCAUCGUCUCUCUGGCUGUUGAGGGUGUUGUGUUUCACUACCGGGCUGCCACGAGCAGGUACACCCUGAAUUUCACACAGGCCCACCAGACCUGCCGGGACAAUGGUGCUGUCAUGGCCAGCCCAGAGCAGCUGAAAGCAGCCUAUGAGGAUGGGUUUGAGCAGUGUGAUGCUGGAUGGGUGUCUGACCAGACUGUCAGGUAUCCAAUUAGACAUCCAAGAGUUGGCUGCUUUGGAGAUAAGAUGGGAAAGAAAGGAGUCAGGACCUAUGGGCGCCGCUUCCCUAACGAGACUUACGAUGUUUAUUGCUAUGUGGAGCACAUGGAAGAUGAAGUGGUCCACGUCUCAGCCCCCCAGAAGUUCACCUUCGAGGAAGCUAGGGAGCUGUGUGAGGAGCGAGGAGGUGUCCUGGCUUCCGUGGGGAACCUCUACGUGGCCUGGAGGAAUGGCUUUGACCAGUGUGACUACGGCUGGCUGGCGGACGGCAGCGUCCGCUACCCGGCCUCGGUGGCGCGGCCCCAGUGCGGCGGGGGCUUGCUUGGGGUGAGAACCCUGUAUCGCUAUGAGAACCAAACAGGCUUCCCUUACCCCGAUAGCAAGUUUGAUGCCUACUGCUAUGAACGUCAAGAUCCCUGCAAGAGCAACCCCUGCCUCAAUGGUGGUACCUGCUACCCUCGUGGUUCCUUCUACAUCUGUACCUGCCUGCCAGGUUUCAACGGGGAGCAGUGUGAAUUGGAUAUCGAUGAGUGCCAGUCCAACCCGUGCCGGAACGGAGCCACGUGCAUCGACAGCCUCAACACCUUCACCUGCCUGUGCCUGCCCAGCUACGUUGGGGCUCUCUGUGAGCAAGACACGGAGACCUGUGACUACGGCUGGCACAAGUUCCAGGGUCAGUGCUACAAGUACUUUGCGCACCGGCGCACGUGGGACACGGCGGAGCGGGAGUGCCGCCUGCAGGGAGCGCACCUGACCAGCAUCCUGUCCCACGAGGAGCAGAUCUUCGUCAACCGUAUUGGCCAUGACUACCAGUGGAUUGGCCUCAAUGACAAGAUGUUUGAGCGUGACUUCCGCUGGACUGAUGGUAGCCCACUGCAAUAUGAGAACUGGAGACCAAACCAGCCAGACAGCUUCUUUUCUGCUGGGGAAGACUGUGUUGUUAUAAUCUGGCAUGAGAACGGGCAGUGGAAUGAUGUCCCAUGCAAUUACCACCUCACUUAUACCUGCAAGAAAGGAACAGUGGCUUGUGGCCAGCCUCCCGUGGUGGAAAAUGCAAAGACCUUUGGGAAGAUGAAGCCUCGUUAUGAGAUCAACUCCCUCAUCAGAUACCACUGCAAGGAUGGCUUCAUCCAGCGCCACAUCCCGACCAUCCGCUGCCAGGGGAACGGACGAUGGGAUAUGCCCAAAAUUACUUGCAUGAAUCCCUCCACAUACCAAAGGACUUACUCUAAGAAAUACUACUACAAACACUCCUCAUCAGGCAAGGGGACGUCGUUAAACUCGUCCAAGCACUACCACCGCUGGAUCAGGACGUGGCAGGACUCGAGGCGCUGAGAGCUAAAUGGUGAAUUGGGGAUUUCCACCAUUUCAGCCAAAGUCAUAACUUUCUGUGCCUUUUUCUAUCACUUAUAGGAGUAUUAUCGAAUCGUUUUGAAACUACGGACUGCAGUAUUCACGGCGCGUUUUUGCAAAAAAAAAAAAAAAAAAAAAGGAAAAAAAUUUAAAAAAUUGCGGUGUUUAUCAGAAAAUUUAAGAAAUAAAUAAAAAAGAGGAGAAGUGCUUAUGGGGAUAAAAGGAAACCAUUUCCAGCCUAUAAAAGAUUAUUAGUUUUCUAUAUGCCAUCGGUGUGGACCAUUUUAUGAUAUGUACCAGCCUUCUGCAAUAUUUAAACAGCUCAAUUUUAGCACCAAUGAAAAUGUAAAUAAGAUGAUUUUAAUGUUGUUCGACUGUGUGUUGUUUUUAAAAUCCUGUAUAUAAAAUGAAAAGUCACACUAAUUUCAGGCAUAUUUAUGGUUAGAAUGGCCUCAGAGGUCUUCAGUCAUUUAUGACGUUGUUUCUGUGUUGUUUACCUAGGCUGGAAAUGGUUGAAAUAAAGACUUCACUGACUGAAAUUUGCAAUUAUCAGGUGAAGAUAAACACACA
Molecule: messenger RNA, 2759 nt
Organism: Agelaius phoeniceus (red-winged blackbird)
Lineage: Eukaryota; Metazoa; Chordata; Aves; Passeriformes; Icteridae
Source: RefSeq, a predicted model, not a curated record